AUGCACAAGAGAGGCAAUAGUCGAGACGUAGACCGCCGUCGCGACCAUGUCGCUCGCUUACAGAAGAGCAAGGAGUGGAAGGCCAAUCGAACUCUUCCUCCCGCCAACGCGGACUGGCCAACGUGCCUCAUCAUUGCGCCGAGCAGCGUAGUGGGUAACUGGGAGCGCGAAUUCGAAACGUGGGGAUAUUUCGAAGUCGGGAUGUACAUCGGACCACCAACGGCUCGCGCCAGUGUCCUAACGGACUUCAAGUUGGGCCGCCUGGAUGUCCUCGUGACUUCCUUCGAAGUCGCCCGGAUAGACAUCGAUCUGAUAGACGAGCUCCCCUGGUCUUGCAUCUUCAUCGACGAGGUACACCGUGUCAAGAACCCGCGCUCGAAGUUGGCAGAGGCAUUCAGUCGGUUCACGUGUCCACGACGCUUCGGGCUUAGCGGUACAGUCAUCCAGAACGGCUAUGAGGAACUCUGGACAGUGUUGGACUGGACGAACCCAGGGUCGGUCGGAACGAAGAAGCAGUGGGAGACGUACGUCGAGAAGCCGCUGCGCGUAGGCCAGAGCAAGUCGGCCACGGAUGAAGAGCACUUACAAGCCGCUCUGGUCGCCAAGCUCUUGACGGAGAAGCUGUUGCCACACCUAUUCCUCCGCAGGUAUCGAAUUGACAUUCCUCUUCAGCUCCCGCAAAAGACAGAUCAAGUUGUCUUCUGUCCGCUUACUCCCGUGCAGAUUGCCGUCUACAAGCGCAUACUUGACCUCGAAGCUGUCGCGAACCUGGUCCACAAGGACAAGGCAUGCGACUGUGGCUCAAAGAAGGCGCGGAAGAAAUGUUGCCAUCCCGUCCAUCCGGGCGACCUUUUCAAGUACAUGUCGACGUUGAUCAAGAUUGCCAACCAUUUGGCCCUUAUACUGCCAGCGCCGACGGACACCAUAGAUCAGACCGCACGCAACCGAGAAUUGUCUCGACUGGCAUUCCCCACUGGAGCUCUUCCGAAGUACGGCCCUUCGAUGCUGCGGCCGGAGUAUUGCGGCAAGUGGCAGGUACUGGAAACGCUUCUCAAGGGAUGGAAGCGAGAAGGCGGAAACAAGGUCCUGAUCUUCACGAAGUCGGUGAAGCUAUUGGAGAUGUUGGAGUUCCACCUGAAUUCGCGAAACUACGGCUUUGUGAAGCUCGAUGGCUCGACGAAACAACCAGACCGAAUGCCGAUGAUCGACCGGUUCCAGGAAGAUCCUGCUAUUUUCGUUUUCCUGAUAUCCACGAUGGCUGGCGGCACAGGCUUGAAUCUUACGGCGGCGAACAAGGUGGUCGUCUUUGAUCCCAACUGGAAUCCUGCACACGACCUCCAAGCCAUGGAUCGAGCCUACCGCUUCGGACAAACACGAGACGUGGCUGUAUAUCGGCUGCUUGGCGCAGGCUCCAUCGAGGAGCUCAUCUAUGCGCGGCAAGUGUACAAGCAACAGCAGAUGCAGGUCGGGUACAACGCCAGCCUCCAGACAAGAUACUUCGAGGGCGUCCAAGGAGACAAGCACAAACGAGGGGAGCUGUUUGGAAUCCAGAACAUCUUCAAGCUGCACGAGCACACGCUGGCGACGAAGAUGGCGAUCGAGCGGGCUCAUGUCAGUGACUUGGACUGGGCCUUUGCGUACAUGGGUGGCAAGAACGGAGUCGUAAAGCGCCCUCAGGCCAAAGCGAAGAAAGCGGGUGUACAUUGGGUGUAUGAAGAGGAGGCGAAGACAGGAAAGGACUACGACGAAUUCCGCGGGCUUGGAGCGCUACUCUUUGACGACGCGCCGCCCGAAUUGGACCACAAGCCGGACGAUAUAGAGAAGACCCUCAACGCAAUCGGUGUUCACUAUACCCAUCGCAAUGACGACCUCAUCGCCCCGAGCGCCAUCGAAGGGCAGCGAAUGCAGGUCAUGCUCCAGAGAAAGAAGAAAGCCAAACAGGCAAAGGAACGUCGCGAUUCCGGAAAGAAGGGGAAGGACAAGACGUCCGAGCCAGAGUGGCCGCCUCGCCGCAGGCAUCACAAGGCACCGCCCAGUCCGCGCUCGAAGCUGCAGAUACGCCAGCGCGCGCUGAUAGAGCAAGGCCUUCUUAAAGACCCGGAGGACCUCCCGAAGUUUGCACAAGAAUUCGCCCAGAAGACUCUGGAGGAGCAAACGGCGUUCCUUGCGCAGUUGGACGACUACGCAAAGAAGCACUUCUAG
Molecule: messenger RNA, 2202 nt
Organism: Trametes versicolor FP-101664 SS1
Lineage: Eukaryota; Fungi; Basidiomycota; Agaricomycetes; Polyporales; Polyporaceae
Exons: 21
Coding region: 1-2202 (733 amino acids)
Molecular function (GO): ATP-dependent chromatin remodeler activity; ATP binding
Source: RefSeq, a predicted model, not a curated record